Molecule: messenger RNA, 471 nt
Organism: Heterocephalus glaber (naked mole-rat)
Lineage: Eukaryota; Metazoa; Chordata; Mammalia; Rodentia; Bathyergidae
Source: RefSeq, a predicted model, not a curated record
AUGUUGACAAGCUACAGAUACACUUCAGUGUCCAUUUUUAUGGGCAUUUUUCUUCUUGUACUCUUGGUGGUAUGUGGAAUUGGUUGUGUUUGGCACUGGAAACACCACUCCACACGAUUUACCUUACCAAGGAUUUUGCAAAGGAGAAGAAGCAAGAGAAAAGACUAUGAGAAAACACUCUACUUGAGUCCGCACAUUGUUGGCUUGAAUCCCAAAGCCUCAGUUGAAACCAAAGACCACAGAUCUACUGACAAGGGAAGUAGGAUGCAUGACCACUAUGAAAAUAUGGCAGCAGGUCCUCCCAAAGCUAAAGAAGAAAGUGACAGGGGACUAUAUGAAAACACUCAGCCACCCAAUUUUGAGGAGCACAUCUAUGGAAAUGAGGCAUCCUCUGAGUAUUAUAACUUCCAGAAGCCUGGUACAUCUCAAGUUCCCCAAGAUGAAGAUAUAUACAUUCUUCCAGACUUGUAG